Messenger RNA from Coffea eugenioides, 372 nucleotides. Its product is annotated as agamous-like MADS-box protein AGL23. Gene Ontology annotation, molecular function: protein dimerization activity; DNA-binding transcription factor activity, RNA polymerase II-specific; RNA polymerase II cis-regulatory region sequence-specific DNA binding. Gene Ontology annotation, biological process: regulation of transcription by RNA polymerase II. NCBI's taxonomy places the organism in Eukaryota, Viridiplantae, Streptophyta, Magnoliopsida, Gentianales, Rubiaceae. The transcript has a single exon. The record is from RefSeq and is a predicted model, not a curated record. Bases 1 to 372 code for a protein of 123 amino acids.
AUGGAGGAGAACGCCGUAAUACUGAAUAAAAGAAACUUCGGUGGUCGAAGAAAGAUUCAAAUCAAGAAAAUUGAGAAGAAGAAGAACUUGCUAGUCUCGUUUUCUAAACGUCGUGCAGGCUUGUUCAGGAAAGCUGAGGAAUACAGCAAAAAAUCUGGGGCUCAAGUUGCUAUCCUUGUCCAAUCUCCAGGUGGUAGAUUCUUUACCUUCGGUGGUCCUGACUCUGCUUCGGUAGACUCCAUUCUUGACCAGUAUCUUGCUGGCAUGAUGCCUUCAUCUUCAAGUUCUGCUUCUUGUAAGAAUGGUACUGUUGUUGAUGAUCAGGGAAAGAGUAAGCCUGUGGAGAUUGAAGAAAAUACUAUGGAAGAAUAG